AUGCCUCUGAGCACUUCAGUAAGAUUGUGGUGCGCUUUUGAGAUGCAGAAAAGACAGUAUUGUCUCUUAUGUAGUGAGGGAUUAAAAGCACAAAUGGCUCUUGUUUUCCGCAUGCUCCUAGCGCUUCUUCAAUCCAAAGGCUGCGACAUAGCCAGCAGAGGAUACAUGCUUAUCGAAGUAUUAAUAUACCCCUGGCAAAAAGUGCAUGUAUAUGAUAAAAGUAUUGUUCAGGAACGUAGGAUGGUCAGCGGGAUAUGGCAAUGCUUAGAUGCUUAUACAGCUUCAUAUGAAUUGCAAAUGAAGCGGAUUUAUUAA
Molecule: messenger RNA, 315 nt
Organism: Lobosporangium transversale
Lineage: Eukaryota; Fungi; Mortierellomycota; Mortierellomycetes; Mortierellales; Mortierellaceae
Exons: 2
Coding region: 1-315 (104 amino acids)
Source: RefSeq, a predicted model, not a curated record